Suillus subaureus is the source of this 2898-nucleotide messenger RNA. RefSeq names its product CHAT domain-containing protein. Bases 1 to 2898 code for a protein of 965 amino acids. Lineage: Eukaryota; Fungi; Basidiomycota; Agaricomycetes; Boletales; Suillaceae. Gene Ontology annotation, molecular function: protein binding. The transcript has 3 exons. The record is from RefSeq and is a predicted model, not a curated record.
AUGAUUGCGACAAUCAGGACAGCGCACUGCUUGACCAAAACGGUCUCUCACCUGAACGAUGCUGUAAAGCAUUUUCAGUUGGUUCUGGACCAAUGUCCGGCCGGCCAUCCUGAUCAGGCAGCGGCUCUCACCAACCUCGCGUGGGCCCGCCUUGAGGGCUACAUUCGACACGUUUUUCGAGAUAUCGACUCUAUCGCUUCUCUCUUCCGCAUAGCCCUUGAAUUGCGUCCGCAGGGCCACCCUGAUAAUCCAUUAUCCAUCUAUCACCUUCUUAAAGCGUUGAUCUGGAGCUACGACAAGAAGAACUUCACCCCCAUCAUCCAGGAAUGCGCACAACUGUCCUGCAAGCUAUUGCCCCUCUGUCCAGAGGGCACCUACCUUCAUAGCAUUGCGGCAGGGGCAAAUGGCGUCGAUUACGUGAUCUGCGAAUGCAACAAUCUCCCAAAAGAUGCAUCUGAUGAAGGCAUCCACCUUCGACGAGUCAUACUCGAGCUUUGUCCUCUGGGCAACGCAUACCGUCCAAAAGCACUGAACAAGCUUGCGCAGGUAGUUGAAGCACGCUUUCAGCAGCGCGGCACCAUUGAUGAUCUAGCAGAGAGCAUACAACAUAAGCGUGAAGCCCUUUCUCUGUGCCCUGAGGGACAUUCUGAACGCGAGACCUACCUAAAUAACUUGGCGUACUCACUGUGGUUCCGCUUUGAUCACCAAGGCAACUCAGAUGACGUCAAUGAGGCCAUCUCUUUGUUCGAAGAAGCGCUGCGCCUGCGCCCUGUUGGGCACGAAUAUCGAUCUGCCCUCCGCACUCGUUUCAAUCAAUGCAGUGAUGUUAACGAUAUCAUCAGAUCCAUCAGCCUCCAGCGCGAGGCACUGACGUUGCGCCCGCCCGGAAAUCCAUAUCGUGAUUCCACGCUUAACAACCUUGCCCUCGCGCUCAAAAUCAGACACGUCAAACUGGAUGCCAGUGGGGAUCUCGACGAGGCCAUCAACCUCCACCGGGAUUCACUUCAGUUAAUGCCGCAUGGCCACCCACGUCGCCAUCAAGCUCUUUACAAUUUGAGCUCGGCGCUCCAUUCUCGUUUCACGCAAACUCGGAAGAAUGAAGACAUCGAGGAGGCCAUUCGACUCUGCCAAGAGUCGUUGGAGGCUUUGCCUUCACUGCACCCAGAUAGAUAUUUCAGCUACAUGUGGUUGCAGGAAGCCCAUUUGUCUCGUUUCAGGGUGCAACGCAACUCUACUGAUUUGUCACUUGCUGUAGAGAACUUCAGACUGGCAUCACAGCAUCCCACUCAAGGUUUCCCAGAACGCAUCAAAGAGGCAAUCAAUUGGACUUUUGCAGCGGAGAGCCACAGUCACUCCUCCGCACUAGAAGCCUACAAAACAUUUUUCGAACUUCUUGACAGACACUUGGCAACACGGUAUUCGAUUGUUGCACGGCGCGAAGCUGCUUCUGCUUUUCGUCCUGCCAGAACAUUUCCUGUGGAUGCGGCAUCAUGUGCCAUGCGCCUUGAUAAUCUACGAGACGCAAUUGAACUUGUUGAGCAGGGUCGCGGCCAGCAAUGGUCGUUGGCCUCUCGCCUGAGAAGUCCACUUGAAGACCUCGAGUCGACAAAUGUCAACCUUGCUCACAAGUUCUCGGAGCUUAGCAAGCGUCUUUCUGAUGCUCAAAGUUCCGCAGUCAACACAGACCGUGUUGCUGCUGAUCGAGCAGCGAUACAUUACAGGAGACUUCAGAAGCGGUGGGGAGCGGUGGUAGCUGAGAUUCGUAAUCUUGAAGGUUUCUCGCGGUUCCUGCUUCCACCCUCGUAUGAUGACUUGCAAGCGUCAGCACGUCAUGGCCCAGUCAUCAUCCUCAUUGCGAGUCAAUACUCGUGCAGCGCCAUCAUUGUCCCGACGUCAGGAGAACCCCACCACGUUCGCUUCUUGUACAUGACUCUCACACAUCUAGAGAAGCUCAAGAAUGACUUUGCAAGAGAGAUACGACUUGCAUCUUCUAUGCGCCCAGAGGAGACGAGGAAGGAAUUGCAAGUCCUCUUGCGGGUAGUAUGGGACGAGAUCAUGCUGCCCAUCGUCAUCGUCCUCCAACGUGAUCUCAGAGUAAAGAGUGGCUCCCGAAUCUGGCUGUGUCCGACUGCAACAUUCACUUCCAUUCCUCUCCAUGCAGCUCACCCCUUUCGAACGAAGGCAGAUGGACGGCGUGAACUAUGCCUGGAGGACGUCUACAUCUGUUCUUACACGCCGACACUUUCAGCUCUGAUCAGAUCUAGGCAGAUGAUGAAGAAACGUGCGACUCCGUCUUUCGUUGCAAUAGGACAAAGUUUACCGGGUGCGGGGCAAGGCGAGGCGCUCUUGGCUGUUGACAGCGAGCUUGAGCUCGUCCGCAAGCUCGUCCCCACGACGGUCGACCCCACCACACUCUCCGGUAACGACGCCACGCGAGCAGGUGCAUUAGAUGCUUUGCAACGCAACACCUGGGUGCACCUAGCUUGUCAUGGGAAGCAGGACCGCGAGCAGCCUUACCAUUCACGUUUCGCCAUGAGAGACAAACCUCUGACGCUGCUCGACAUCAUGGAGAAAGACAUCCCUCACGCUGAGUUUGCAUUCUUGUCAGCGUGUCAUACCGCUGUUGGCGAUGAGAAGACACCCGACGAAGCCAUCCACCUCGCAGCUGCACUCCAGUUUUCAGGGUUUAAGAGCGUCAUUGGCACGCUAUGGGUGGUCGACGACGCUGUCGCGAAGCAUGUUGUCGAAGCUUUCUACAAGAACAUGGUUAAGGAUUUGCGAGAUGGUGAUGUCAUGGACUGUAAGAAGGCGGCCUGGGCACUCAACCGUGCUACAAAUACCGUGAAGACGAAAGUUCCGCUCGAGCAGAGGAUGGUUUUCGUUCAUAUUGGUGUGUAG